AUGGUAAAUACACAAUUGUAUUUUAUUUUUUUGACAGUAUUGAACAUCUUUGUUUCAUCAAAUGCUAAAUAUGUGAGAUCACCUGGAAAUGAUGUUUCUCUUACAGCAGCUUUAAAACAUUCAUUAGAAUUAAAAUGUAUAUAUCAGGGCCUUAAUGAUGGUGGAGGAUUUACUGAAUGGUAUAAAGAUGGUGUACCUGUAAGUAGUGAAAAACCAGGACAUUAUGCUGUUCAUAAUAGUGACACAGAAUCAAAACUUACUAUAAAAGUUUUUGUUAAAGCAGAUGCUGACGUUAAAAUAUGGUCUGUUAAAACAACAAAAUCUGGUUUUGAAGAACCCCUAGCAUGUCAAUUUGGUCCAAUACCAAUUAGACCAGCACCACAAUAUAUGGAAACAGGUCUAUCUUAUGAACAAUUAGACGCUUCCCAUGAAUCUGUAAGACGCGUUCAAGGUGAUCGACUUAGUCUUAGAUGUGUUGUUGAACCAAGUCUAACAGAAGAAGAAAGCCUCAAGAAUAUAAAAUGGGAAUAUAGUCCAGAUGAUCGUGAGUAUAGUAAAUUACAUGAUGGUGCUGCAAUUCCAAGUGGAGAUCAAUUAGUAAUUGAUACAGUUGAUAAAACUCAUCGAGGAUAUUAUCGUUGUUCAGUUGAUAAUGUUUCAUUUACAGUUUUAUUACGUGUUAAAGAUCGAUUAGCAGCACUUUGGCCAUUUCUUGGUAUUGUUGGUGUUGUUCUUGUAUUAGUUAUUAUUAUAUUAAUCUUUGAAAAACGUGAAAGAUCAACAAGAAAAGCAACUAUAAUAGAUGAUGAUGAAAAUGAUCAUGCAAAUGAUCCUCUUGUCCGGUUAUCAAAUAAACCAUCAGAUGGUGAAAAUAAAAAACGUGCUGUAAAAGUCUAA
Rotaria sordida is the source of this 897-nucleotide messenger RNA. The record is from the annotation of a GenBank genome assembly. Lineage: Eukaryota; Metazoa; Rotifera; Eurotatoria; Philodinida; Philodinidae.